AGGAUGUACUUGGUGGCGGGGGGCAGGGGGCUGGCCGGCUGCGGGCACCUCCUGGUCUGGCUGCUGGGGCUGCUGCUGCUGCUGGCGCGCUCCGGCACCCGGGCGCUGGUCUGCCUGCCCUGCGACGAGUCCAAGUGCGAAGAGCCCAGGAGCUGCCCCGGGAGCAUCGUGCAGGGCGUUUGCGGCUGCUGCUACAUGUGCGCCCGCCAGAGGAACGAGAGCUGCGGCGGCGCCUACGGGCUCCACGGAGCCUGCGACCGGGGGCUGCGCUGUGUCAUCCGCCCCCCGCUCAAUGGCGACUCCAUCACCGAGUACGAAGUGGGCGUAUGCGAAGGAAGAAAUGGUCAGGAGAUUAACUUCUGAUACAAUUUUAUGUGUUUGAUUUGGGGAAUUCUGAAUGAGUUGGACUCAAAGAUGCAUCUUUGAACCCUGCCUCUUGGAGUGUAUAAUUUACUUAAGCCAGCCUCCCAUAAAUCUAAAAAGAACAAGCAACAUGAAAGAAGGCUAACUGCAGUGGAAACUGCUAUGCUCUGAGAAGGACUUUUGGAGGUUUCAACGAUUCUGACCCUUGUUUUGUUUCUUCUCGAUGUACUGCUGGUGAAGGAAAUGUGGAGCUGGGGGCUUGCACGGGAAUGGAGUGUUUUGGCACCAGUCUUCCAGUAUCACGGUAUAGAGUUAUUUUGGCAGUUUGUCGUGAGCUUUUCAUUCCUCUGAAAUGAUGCGAUCCCUCUUAGUUUGAUUCCUUCUGGUAAUACCCCGUGCACUUGGUAUUAGCCUCGAAGAUGCUUGGAAGUACUUGUUUCCGUGAUUAUAUCUCAAUUAGCGUUCUCUAGCAACACUUUUCAUUUAGCAGGACUGUUUUCAGUUGCCAAAACUGGGCGCUCAGCAUUUCUUUUUAUCUAAUCUUUUUAGAAUUCUAAAAGCAGCCUUCAAGUUGUAUUCUAAAUCCAUUAAACCAGAGUAAGAACAGGGGCUACCUGGCAUGAUACAGUGUUUGGAUUUACACAGAUACUGUCAAUCGUCUGUCUGAAAUUUCAAGUAUUUUCACUUGGCUACAAAAUUUAUGGAAAACGUAGGAUAAAUAACCUUUUUUUUUUCUUUUUAUAAAAUUAGAGGAGUCUUUAAAUGUCAGUAAUUACCUAGAAGGUGCAGACUCUUUUUUGUUAGUUUGCAAGAAACUUCUCAAUGGCUAGUCUUUCCCUCAGUUUCCAUUUUUAUUGAGAAAUUCACACACUGAAGCACGAUUAUUAUAACAGACGUGACUAGGAACUGAUAAAUUUUAAUCAUGUUGAAGUCUCUUUCGUUGCAAUUUUUGCACUAAAAUGACCCCUACUGGUUGUAUCUGUUAAUGAAAACUGUUUUUGAAAACUUAUUUAAUUGCCUACACUGAGAUAUCCUAUUGCAUGUUAUAGAUAUAUUAUCAUUACUAAUCUACCAGCUUUCGAGGACAUAAAUUAAAUACCAGUUACAUUGUU
Leptonychotes weddellii (Weddell seal) is the source of this 1475-nucleotide messenger RNA. The record is from RefSeq and is a predicted model, not a curated record. NCBI's taxonomy places the organism in Eukaryota, Metazoa, Chordata, Mammalia, Carnivora, Phocidae.